Molecule: messenger RNA, 1580 nt
Organism: Nelumbo nucifera (sacred lotus)
Lineage: Eukaryota; Viridiplantae; Streptophyta; Magnoliopsida; Proteales; Nelumbonaceae
Product: ACT domain-containing protein ACR6-like
Source: RefSeq, a predicted model, not a curated record
UUAUAAUUUAUAACAGCUAUUCUGUUCUUACUUCCUCAGUGUUAGGACUUGGGAGACAUCCUCAAAUUCUCUCUGGGGAACAAUAUUUCUUAUUUUGGGGCUUUAAUUAUAUUGGGUUGCCUGCUAAUCUGAGAAAUUAAGAAAUGGAUGAUGAGUAUGCCAAGUUUAUCAGGCGGAUGAACCCCCCAAGAGUUGUGAUUGACAAUGAUGCAUGUGAGCAUGCUACUGUAAUUAAGGUUGACAGUGUGAACAAGCAUGGAGUUCUCCUGGAUGUUGUCCAAGCUCUUACAGAUCUCAACCUCAUUAUAACAAAAGCGUAUAUGUCUUCUGACGGGGGAUGGUUCAUGGAUGUGUUCAACGUGACUGAUUAUGGUGGCAACAAAAUCAGAGAUGAACGAAUCCUCAACUACAUACAGAAGACUCUUGAAACUGAUGCCUGCUUCUUACCUUCAUUGAGAGACUCUGUUGGAGUGAUGCCCUCGUCUAAAGAGCAUACCUCAAUUGAACUAAUGGGUACUGAAAGACCUGGUUUACUGUCCGAACUAUGUGCAGUGCUCACAGAUCUCAGAUGUAACGUUGUGAAUGCUGAGAUCUGGACGCACAAUGAAAGAGCAGCAGCUGUGGUUCAUGUGACUGAUGAGUCGACAGGGUCUCCAAUUGAAGAAGAUUCUGAGCGACUAUCCAAAAUCAAGCAACUUUUGUGCUAUUUACUCAAAGGAAACAAUGGCCUGAGAACAGCAAAAAUGGCACUUUCACCCCCCGGAUUGAUUCACACAGAGAGAAGGUUACACCAGAUGAUGUUUGCUGACAGAGACUAUGAAAGGGUUGAAGGAAAAGGGAUGACCAGAGCCAAGGAUUGGAGUUCAAGACCUGAUGUUACUGUAUUGGACUGUAUUGAGAAGGACUACACUGUGAUUACUAUGAGGUCUAAAGACAGGCCAAAGCUCUUGUUUGACACCAUAUGCACUCUAACAGACAUGCAAUAUGUGGUGUUUCAUGGAACGGUGAACACAGCAAGGAUGGAAGCUUAUCAGGAAUACUAUAUCCGACAUGUUGAUGGGUUCCCUAUAAGGUCAGAAGCUGAGCAACAACGUCUGAGACAGUGUCUUGAAGCAGCGAUUGAGAGGCGCAGUUCAGAGGGAGUGGAGCUAGAACUGUGCACAGAAGACAGAGUUGGACUUCUGUCAGAUAUUACCAGGAUAUUCAGGGAGAAUAGUUUGUACAUCAAAAGAGCAAAGAUCUCAACAAAGGGUGGAAAAGCAAAAGAUACAUUCUAUGUUACAGAUGCAUCUGGUGACCCAGUUGAUCCCAAGGCCAUCGACUCCAUCUGCAGACAGAUUGGACAAACCAUACUGCAGGUGAAGCAGAGCUGGAGGAGCUUCUCCCCCAAACCUCCCAAGGAGACAAGAACUGCAGGCUUCCUUCUCGGGAACUUGUUUAAAACUAAUUUCAGAUUAAUUAGGUCGUGCUCCUAACAUCUUUGUACAUUAAUUAUUGUAUCAACUAUAUAUCAAGAAGAGCCUAUGUAGAAAUACCAAAAGGAGGCCGCCAUACACUGUUAAAAAUACUGCAGUCUGGUA